CCUCUUUUUUUGUUGAAUAAUUCACAAUGGGCUGCUGUGGCACUUUCCUCCUCUUCUUGAUCUCGUUCUUCCUACCUCCAGUGGGUGUCUUGAUCGUGGCUGGCUGCGGCCAAAUCUUUCUGCUGAACAUCCUUCUGACGUUGCUUGGAUGGAUUCCUGGCGUAAUCCACGCUUUCUAUAUCAUCGGAACCCGGCAGCACCCGGCUCCAAAUAUGGCAUAGCGAAGCUGCUCAAACGUGUCAUUGUUGAAGGUUGCUCCACAUCCCACUACAUGUUGAAUAAACCGAAAACGUCAAAUACAUUAAAAACAAAACAACAAAAUAAAGCGAGACAAUUAAAACCA
Capsaspora owczarzaki ATCC 30864 is the source of this 343-nucleotide messenger RNA. RefSeq lists its product as hypothetical. The transcript is spliced from 3 exons. Lineage: Eukaryota; Filasterea; Ministeriida; Capsasporidae. Gene Ontology annotation, cellular component: membrane. The coding region runs from base 27 to 221 and encodes 64 amino acids. The record is from RefSeq and is a predicted model, not a curated record.